GCUGGAAGCGGGUGUCAGUGUCUCCACGUGCAGCCCCUCCCCCUUCCUCUGGUCCCCGCCAGCAGCCGCUACCUCUGCUGCCAUGGAUCCCGGGGAGCUGGAUCGGAUCCUGCGGGAAUUGCUUCUGCCGGACACGGAGCGAAUCCGCCGGGCCACGGAACAGCUCCGGGCCGCCCUCCAAAACCCCAGCGCGGUGCCCGCCUUGUGCGAGCUGAUGGCCCACGCUCCCGAUCCGCAGAUCAGGCAGUUCUCUGCGCUGCUGAUCCGGAGGCGUCUCAACACGCGGUGGCGGCGGCUGGUGGCCACGCAUCGGGAAAGUCUGAAGUCCCUGGUGCUGAGCGCGCUGCAGAAUGAGACUGAACACAGCGUGAGCCUCAGCCUAGCGCAGUUGUCAGCAACCAUUCUGAGGAACGAAGGCCUGGAUGCCUGGCCUCAGUUAAUGCAGCUGCUCCAGCAAAGCACUCGAAGCUCCCACAUCCCUGAAAGGGAGAUGGGACUACUUCUCCUGAGUGUAGUGGUAACCUCACGGCCUGAAGCAUUCCGACCACACCAUCGAGAGCUCCUUAGUCUUCUGAAUGAGACUCUGGGGGAAUCGGCCUCACCUGGACUGCUCUAUUACUCCCUGCGUACUCUGACCACCUUAGCACCCUACCUGGGCCCCAGUGCUUUGCCUCAUGCCAGGACUCUGGUGCCCAAGGUCAUUCUGGCUCUUCAAACAUUAAUCCAAGUAGAUGAGACAAAGGCCUGUGAGGCACUGGAAGCUCUUGAUGAAUUGCUAGAAUCCGAGUUACCAAUCAUCACCCCUUACCUCUCAGAAGUUCUCACUUUCUGUCUGGAGGUGGCUAAAACUGUCACACUUGGGGAUGCAGUUCGAGUGCGGGUUCUCUGCUGUGUCUCUUUCCUGGUCAAACUUAAGAGCAGGGCUGUGCUGAAGCACCGACUCUUGAGCACAAUAUUGCACACUCUCUUCCCCAUCAUGACUGCUGAGCCCCAUCCAGGGCAGCUGGAUCCUGAAGACCAAGAUAUUGACGAGGAAGAGCUGGAAGGAGGGCUGGAGGUGGAAACACCCAAGCAGUUUGCUGUGCAGGUGAUAGACAUACUAGCUCUCCAUCUGGCUCCAGAGAAACUGUUUUCACAGUUGAUGCCAUUGCUGGAUGAAAGCCUUCAUGGAGAAAACCCAUAUCAACGAAAAGCAGGACUUUUGGUGUUGGCUGUGUUGUCUGAUGGUGCUUGUGAUUAUAUCAGACAGAGAUUGCUGACCCCACUGCUGCAGAUUGUGUGCAAGGGUUUGGCUGAUCCUUCCCAGGUGGUGCGCAGUGCUGCUCUAUUUGCAAUGGGCCAAUUCUCAGAAAACCUACAGCCUAAUAUCAGCAGCUACUCUUGUGAUGUGAUGCCCCUGCUUCUGUCAUACCUCCAGUCUGUGCCACCUGGAAAUACUCGACAUCUUGCCAAGGCCUGUUAUGCCCUCGAGAAUUUUGUGGAGAACUUGGGACAAGAUGUGGAACCAUACCUCCAAGAGCUAAUGGAGCGGAUGUUACAGCCCCUUAGAGAACCUGCCAGCCCCCGAGCCAAGGAGUUGGCUGUGAGCGCGAUAGGGGCCAUCGCCAGUGCGGCCCAAAGCUCCCUGAUACCUUACUUCCCCACUAUCAUGGAACACCUCCGGGAAUACCUGUUGACUGGGCGUGAGGACCUUCGAUCUGUGCAAAUCCAGAGUCUUGAAACUCUUGGAACUCUGGCUCGAGCAGUGGGAGAACCCAUGAAGCCAUUGGCUGAGGAGUGUUUCAACCUGGGACUGCGCCUCUGUGACCAAGUGGAUGAUCCUGACAUGCGUCGAUGCACGUAUAGUCUGUUUGCAGCAUUGUCAGGACUGAUUGGUGAGGGACUGGCUCCCCACUUACCAAAAAUCACCACACUUAUGAUGUCAUCACUGCGCUCAACUGAGGGCAUUGUGCCUCUCUAUGACACAAGCACUCCCUUCCUGCUUUUUGAUGAGUCUGAGGAAGAAGAGGAAGAUGAGGAAGAGCUGAUGGAUGAAGAUACUGAGGAAGAGGAGGAGGACUCUGAUAUUUCAGGGUAUAAUGUAGAGAAUGCUUUCUUCGAUGAGAAGGAAGACACCUGCACUGCCCUGGGAGAGAUUUCUGUAAAUGCCAGCAUAGCCUUCCUUCCAUACAUGGAAACUGCCUUUGAGGAAGUGUUCAAACUAUUGGAGUGUCCCCACAUAAAUGUCCGGAAGUCAGCUUAUGAAAACUUGGGCCGGUUUUGCCAUUCUCUGUACAAGGUUUCCCAGCUUAUCCCCUCAGAGCAGAACACCUUUGUAUUACAGACAGCCCUGGGCCGGAUGAUCCCGGCCUAUCUGCAAGCGGUGAACAUGGAACGUGAGCGACUGGUGGUCAUGGCUGUGCUGGAGGCUCUGAACAACGUUCUCCGGAACUGUGGAUCGUCUGUGCUCCAGCCUCCCAGCCGAUUGUCAGAGAUCUGCACUGUUAUCAAAGCUGUGCUACAGAAGAAGAUAGCCUGUCAGGACCCGGAAGAGGAAGAAGAAGAUGAGAUAGAACAGGCAGAGUACGACGCCAUGCUGCUGGAGCAUGCAGGAGAAAUCAUUCCAACUUUGGCAAGUGCCUCGGGAGGAGAGACCUUCGCCCCCUUCUUUGCUGGUUUCUUACCUCUGCUGCUCCGGAAGGCAAAGCCAAGCUGCUCCGUGGCUGAGAAGUCAUUUGCAGUGGGAACCCUGGCAGAGGCCAUGCAAGGCCUGGGGCCCUCUUCAGCCCAGUUUGUGUCACGGCUGCUACCGGUAUUGCUGGGAGCUGGCCGAGAUUCAGAUGCUGAGGUUCGAAGCAAUGCAGUCUUUGGGCUGGGCGUGCUGAUGGAGCAUGGGGGCCGCCCUGCCCUCGAGCAAUGCCAUAAGAUUCUGGAGUUUCUGUCAUCACUCAUUACCCGGGAAUGCCAGAACCGUGUUCGUGACAAUAUUUGUGGGGCCUUUGCACGCUUAAUGAUGGCUAACCCCACAGGAAAGCCCCAGAAACAGGUGCUGACCACACUGUUCCAUGCAUUACCACUGAAGGAGGACUUGGAAGAAUGGAUUACUAUGGGGAAAUUUUUCAAUUUCCUUUAUCAGAGCUUCCCUGAGCAGGUAGUUGAAGUGGCUCCUGAGAUCCUUAAACUAUGCAGUAUUACUCUAAGUGCCAGCAAAGUCCCACAGGAAACCAAGGCUGCCUUGCUGCUGCUCCUGACUCAUUUGGCCCAGCAGCACAGAGACAAAUUCCAGGAAGCAAUGUGCUCCCUGUCCCCUGACAAAGCCCAAGAACUUCAGGCUGCGCUCAGCCCUACCUAGGGCCUGGAAAGUGACCUCCUGGAUCAGAAAGGGAAAGCUGCCCUUCCCAGGGGGAACUGUUUACUGCCUUGGCUCCAUCUGGGUGCCUGCCAAAGAUCCCCAUCCCCAGGACAGUGGCCUUGUGGGAGCCAUCCCUGGGGCUGGUUCUGUUACUGUAUUGGACUUUACGGACAAGGGUUUGACUUCUGAUUUGAAUAAAAUCCAUUUAUUUUGGA
This is a messenger RNA of Sarcophilus harrisii (Tasmanian devil), 3546 nucleotides long. RefSeq names its product importin 4 (gene IPO4). The record is from RefSeq and is a predicted model, not a curated record. Gene Ontology annotation, cellular component: nucleus; cytoplasm. Bases 83 to 3331 code for a protein of 1082 amino acids. The transcript is spliced from 30 exons. Lineage: Eukaryota; Metazoa; Chordata; Mammalia; Dasyuromorphia; Dasyuridae. Gene Ontology annotation, molecular function: small GTPase binding; nuclear import signal receptor activity. Gene Ontology annotation, biological process: protein import into nucleus.